AUGACUGCCGCUACGAACAAGCACGGAAAGUCGUCGUCCAAGCGGCAUCUGUCGCCGCUCACCGAGCAGGAGCAGCGCAGGCUUGACGAGCUCGAGGAGGAGCUGCCCCUGCAGGCCAUCGUCAUGUUCCGGACAAUGGCGAGGAAAGAGCUCAAGCGCAAGCGAGAUGAAGAGAAGGCCAAACGAGGGGAAAACGACAAGGAGAGUGAUGACAAGAAGGGCGGUGGAUGGUGGAGCAACCUUUGGGGAGGCGACGGUGGCGACGAUACCCCCGUGGAGGAAGAGGGCGACGUGGCGAUCAAGGACCUCUCGGAGGGCAUCGACGACGACGCGGAAUCCAAGAAGGUGCCCCCCGACUACCUCCAGGUGCGGCUGACCGUUCGCCCUCAAGGGUCGAUGAGGCUGUACGGGCAGCGCGAUCUGGCCUUGGUGGAGGCCUCGAUGGCCGCCUCGGCCACCGUGGAGCUGCGGGAAGACGCCUCGAUGGCGUUCAGCUUCCGUCUUUCCCAGCUGGACGUCCUUGAUCUCUUCACCCAAGGAGCGGUGUUCCCCCACAUGCUCAAGGUCGGCGGCCAAGACGAGACUGCCGAUAGCGAUACCCCGGAACUUGUGAAGGCCAGGUCGAAGGUUGCCGCCACCGUCGCUGUUGGAGCAACUGGGGCAAUCAAGACUGGGAAACCGGGCCAUUCGGCGGGGCAGGAGGUGGGGGAGGGAAAUAUCCUGGCCUGCGUGAACGUGUCCAUGACUAAGACGACGCUGGAGGUGGCCGUCUGUGCGCUGCCUACCGACGUCGCGUACAACAGGGAAGCCGUGGACGUGGUCAUGAGCGUGUUCAGCGCCCGCCCGGCGGAGACGGAGGCGGCCAAGUCCAGCGCCUCUAAGGGGCUGGAGGCUGCGCAGCAGAAGAGCAAAGAGCUGGCGACCCUGGCAAUCACCAUCUCUGUGGACGUGGCGGCACCUAGGGUCGUCGUGCCCGUGUCAUCCUCCCGGGACAACGGCUUCGUACUCCUGGAUAUGGGUCGCAUGCUGGUCGCAGGGGGCACCGUGGAUGGCGGUGGCAUGGCGUACACGGCUGAGCUCAGCGACAUGAACGUCAGGCUCCCCGCUAAGAAGGCGCUGCUGGUCAAGGGGACCGAAGACGCAGUCGUCGAACCGUUCAAGAUCAAGGUGGACGCGGCAAUGGGCGGAGGGGAUUCCAAGCCUGGGAUGGCGUUGGCGGUGGAGGUGAUGCCCGGGGUUAAAGGCGUCAUGUCCCCGGCGAAAAUCCGCGGCCUGUUUCGCGUGCUGGACUACGUCACCAAGGCCGACCUAAAGGCGGAGGGUGGCCCAGGGGAACCGCCGGUGGGUCUUGCCGCACCCAACACUGCCCCAGGGGGCGGGGGGAUAGGGGUCGAGCUGAUGGGAGACGAAGGGCUGGUGGCGUUGGAGGGGAGCGAUGGCACAGAGGAGGACGGGGACGAAGUUGCAGAGCCAGAGCCGCAGGUGGCAAUGGAGCUGCACAUGAAGCUCCCCACGAUCGCGCUGCUGAUGGUCGAAGACGAUAAGGAUGCCGCGAAGAAGGAUAGCGGAUUGCUCAUGGAGGCAGCGGGCAUGUCAAUGGACGUCAAGACCACCACGCGCGACAUGACUGUACAGCUCCACCUGGAUGCCGUGACGGUUGAGGACAGGGCUCGGCCGGACGACUCUCCGUUCAGGUACAUGAUCCACUCUACACCGGACGAGACGUCUCACGGCGGUCUGAUACAUAUCACGUAUUGGACCUCCGCGGGAGGGGUGGCCCUCGUGCCGCCGGCGUCGAUCGCGGACACGAACCAAAAGGAGUACGACAUGGUCGUGGAUGCUCAGUUCAGCACGCUACAGAUGGCACUCGACAGGGAAUCUGUCGUCAAGGCCACCCCGUUCUACAAGUCCGUGACGAGGCAGGACGGGAACCAAGACCAGGCCGUUGCGGCGGGGACGGCGGGCGGUGGUGGUGGCGGGCGUUCCAAGAAGCCGAAGAGCCGGAUAGAUGACGCCAGCUCUGUCUUGUCGGCAGGCUCUCGGGUUGUCGGCGUAGCCAAGCGCAUCGCGUCGAAAGACUCCGGGCAGAAGGCCAUGCUGGCCAAGGCUUCGCUCACCUCCGUCCAAUUCGAGCUCGUGCGAUCGAACCCUUGGGAGACCGUGAUGCGGGCGGGUAUCUCGGGCCUGAACGCGAGCUUCAGUGCCAACGAGGAAGGGGGGCGCGCUAUGAACGCAGCGGUGACCCUCACCGACAUCCUUCUCACGGACGUCCGCCGUGAAGCGAAGGACAACGCAUACAAGAUGAUUCUUGCACCCUUGGUAGCGCUGCCGACAGAAUCAGCGGCAACGGUUUCUCAGGAUGAAGAAGGAGGCGACAGCGGAGACACCCCCGGAAAACGGGUAAGAAGCGAGAAAUCUAGCUCGGCCGAGGCCGAUGUCGGCGAGGGUGGUGAGGAUAGCGCCGAGAGAGGCCCUCUGAUCGCCGUAACGGCGCAGAUGGACGGCGACAGCGGGAACAUGGAUGCGGAGGUUAAACUUGCGAGCUUCGCGUGCAACCUCAUGGUGGAGCCCAUCAAGGAAUCCCUGGUGGUGAUGAACGAGGUUAAUGCGGCCCUGAUGAAAAUGUUCGCAAGCAAGGCGAAGAGCGGCGGCAAUGAGAAUGCUGCUGGCGAGAGAGGAGCACUAGAGGGCGGCGCAAGCGGCCCAGAUUCUACUCGGAGGCUUGAUGCGGUGGACGAAGAAGGAGAAUACGAAUCUGAGGUGCGUAUGAAACGGGAUGCCGACAGCAGUGCUUCAGCAAGGGAGCGGGAGGAGGGAAAAGCUCCUGGAUUUGGCUCGCCUACAGACGUUUCCCCUGGCUACCACGGUGACGCUGAUAAGACGGGAGGAGGCGAGGCACGGGGAGAAAAGGAGUCGGAGGCGGUGGCGUUGUCGUCGUCGAUUUGCGCGCGUUUGGAGCUGGACGACUGGAGGAUCAAUCUCAUCGAGGAGCCUUCUAAGGCGAGCAGCAAGGUCGUCGUGCUCCGCGCAAGCUUGAUGGCGUUAUUCACGCGCUCGGUCACCUCGGGGGAAGGAGGGGACAGCACGGAAGACACGCUUCACUUGUCGCUCUUGAAGACCGAGUCUCUGGUCGACAACCCUGCCGUGUCCAGCGGCGGCGUCGUGGGUGCCGACAGGAGGAUCAGCCAAGUGCUAGAGCCCUUUUCCGCAGAAGCGCACGCCACGCUUUUGUCCGCACGAGGAUCACUGCUCUCGGCGAAACUGCACAUGAUGGCCGAGGCUUUGGACGCCCGGCUUUCGUACACAGAUAUGAUGCUGAUCAAGGGAAUAGCGGACCAAGCGACUGCUGCUUCUGAUCAGGCGGCUUCUGCAUCAAAGGCUGGUACCGAUGGUGCUGGUGAGGACGGGGAAAUUGGCAACAGAAUCAGCAUUUUGCCUGAGACCUACGAAAACGCAAGCGAUCCGCUGGCUGAGACGAAGGAAGAUGCGCGCGCCGCGGCUGUGAGGGCGGCGGGGAAGGCCGGCAUGCAGCCAUCCACCAUGGCCGCGGUGUCGCUGUCCGCUACCUGCUUGAUGGCCAGGGUGGUGCUCGUGAACGACUACGAGGGGCAGGGUGUACCCGUGCUUAGCUUCUCAUCGCGGCGGCUGAAUGCGGAAGGGAGUGGGUUCAAGGAAGACUUCUCCGUUGAGCUCGGAGGAGUCAUGGAAGUGUCGUUCUUCAACGUUAGGGUGGUGAGAUGGGAGCCCCUGUGCGAGCCGUGGCAGCCGGUGCUGACCGCCGCAGUGGGGAUGGACUUCCUGGGGAGGCAGACCGUCCAGAUCAAGCUCGCGUGUGAAGAGGUGGUGGUGUUCGACGUUACGGCAGACUUUAUGGAAUCUUUCCUGUCCACUUCGUGGAUGCUCUUCAGCGACGGGGGCGAGAAAGACGACCCCCUGGCGCUCUUGCCGGAGGGAACCGAAGUCGGCGUCGAUGGAGAAGAUGAAGAUACCGGCGUGGAAGGGGUGUCAACGGGAGAAGCUUCGGGGUCGACUCCCUCUUCGCCCAACCUGUCGAAACCGAAGCAAGUGGAGUGGGCGGAGGGUGCUAUGCCCCUCGAGGGGCUCAAGGAAGGCAACGUAACGCUGAGGAACAGAACGGGGCUCGAACUCGCAGUGGGCACCACAGAUUUCCCUCAGAAGUCGCUCAGGAUGGGGGGCAUCGACACCGUCAGGCUCCCUUUCGACACGCAACGCAAUCGUGCCCGUGCUGGACAGUUCGACCUUCGCGGGAAGGCAGCGUUGGUAGAAUGGGGAAACGAGGACAUGCGGAGCGCCAGGGAGGGGUUGCCGCCCCUACAGGUGGACCGCACUGGCGUGUUCGUGUUUCCGCUCUCUCCGACUAACUCCGUGCCAUCUGGCCACGUCGUGUCGCCCCCCGUUGUGGUGGAGGCGUAUCAGAACCAGCGGUUUAACAUGAUUACCAGGAGGUGGUCGGCGCCGUACUUGCCCGGAGAUGGACCAGAGUUCGCGUCAAAGGAUUGGCGCAACGCCUACUCCAGCGAGGAUUCCCAAGAGACUCCCCUGGAUUCUAUCGCUCUACCCGACGAGAAGCAGUGGGAGUGGAGGGACGACUGGCACGUGGACUUCUCCAGGGAGGUUGGCACGGAGAUUGACGCCGCCGGGUGGGAGUACGCCGUCGAGUUCGGGUCGUUCAACCUCAUCGCCAGCAGCCGCACCCGGAGAGAUCUGGACCAGGCGCGAAGACGCAAGUGGAUUCGUACCCGCGCGCCCAAGCCUCUCCCCAUGGAUGACCCGUUCCGCCCGCUGUACCUCGCCUGGGCAGUCGACGUCACGCCGCAGGGCCGCCUCGAAGCAACGAUCCGCUCCACUGUCCAACUGACGAACAGCACCGGCGUGCCCUUGGACAUGAGGGCUCUGUGCUCAGCGUGGAAGAUGGAGGAAGACAGCGACGGGGGCGUAUCUUCGCCUGGCUCGCCGUCUUUCGCCAAGGGUCUCGGCAGGCGUUCUCUGGGCUCCAUCGCUCCUGGGUGUACGCUGGACGUGCCCGUCAAGAUGGUGUACGCGAGCCACCUGCAGCUUCGGCCGGUACCAUCUUCCGACGUUUUGACUUCCAUCUCCGCUGGAGGCGGUACAGGUGAGAACGACGUACAGGAUAACGAGAGAACCUUCGAGUGGAGUGCUCCGCUGCCCCUGCUCGCGAACAACGUAGACACCUCUCGCGACGACUGGGUGUCAUGCCGAGAAGUGGUGGUUGGCGAGGGCGAAAGACAGGGAGCUCCGACGUUGGCCACCAUCAGGCUCGUCGUGCACGCCGAGACCACGGCAGAGGGCUGUGUUGUCAUGAGCAUCCUACCUCCCGUUACCGUGGUGAAUGCCCUCCCUUGCUCCCUGAGCUUCCGCGCAUUGUUGCCAUCGGGGUCGGCGGCGGGGAAAGAGGGGUCGUCUUCGGGCACGGCCCCGGCACACUCGUCGAGAUCGAGGACGCUGGAAGCGGGCAGGAUUCCAACCGCGGAAACGGCUUACCUGCAUACCCUCGAAGUCGGCGACGGCGCCAAGUUUGGCAUCAAGAUCGCGCACCACAAGUGGAGCAACGCAGAGUCUCUACUGCCCCGAACACGAGAGGAGCUGCGGGCGGGAAGCUGGGCCAACCGCGUCGUAACGUUCAAGCUUCUGUGCUCGCGCGGCAGUGAUGGUGGCGGUGGCGGUGACGGUGGAGGCAAGGAUGAAUACCUCGAAGUCCGGUGCAAUUUUGAACCGCGAGUUGGGGCAGCAUGCCCGGCGCUGCGCCUUUACGUGUUCUGCACCCACUGGCUCGUGGACCGGUCGGGUCUUCGGCUCGGGUUUGGGGUUUCGGAGAAACGGAGGCUUCCGGUGCCGGUGGUGCGGAGUAAAGCGGCACUUGGCCAUGGCGAAGAAGGAAGCGAAGCCAGCGACACGGGCGAGGUGCAGCCACCGCUCCAUGUCCACGUUUCCCCCGUGGAACAAUUGUCCUGUGUCAGCACCAAGGGUUGUGUCGUGGCUACCGCAACGGUCGGUAGCCUCCUCUACUCCGACCGCGAAUACGUGUUCAAGAAGAACUCGCUGCCGCCCGCAUUCCGCGGAGCAACCAUGAUCCGUACCGCCUGCGCCGAGAAGUGCAACGGCAGCCAACACUUCCUCAGGUUCAGGGUGGCGGAGGCCUCGACGGUGCACGUGCUGUUCGAUCGCCGUUGCCCUUCCCCCCCGCGCUGGCUGACGUCCAGGUUCCGCCUUACUGCCGAGCGCGUGGACAUGUCUCAAAGGACAAGGAAAGGUAAGGUUGCGGAUUGUCCCUUGGUGGUGUGGAGCCGCAACGUGCCCGCGGGUUCCUGGGUCAACCUCGGCGGGAACAAGGCUAGCAAGGCGGACGCCAUGUACCUGGUAAUCGUCACGGAGGAGGAAGUAGCCGUCUCCACCGAGGCCGUCGCAGCAUCAGGGUCAUCCGCCUCCAGCGGCAUCAAUCGCAAGAUCAGCAGCCGGGAGGAUCUCUUGGAGUCGUGGACUCUCGGCACCGAGGGCCUCGCGCUCUGUAACUCUCCGAAGGAGCGGGUGCGGGUGGCGGUACCUGAAGGCGCGGGGCGCGGCAUCGACAGCGAGGGCGGAGGCUAUGGCGACGACGGUUUUGGAAGCUUCAUGCGGGACGCGUGGUCGGACGAGCUCGAUGUUCCCGCCGGCGCAAACGGAGUGUUCCAAGUCAAGGGCACCCAGGGAGAGAUUUUCGAGCUAGCGCUCCGGGCGGAGGUGUGUCCAGGCACUUUCGGCCGCACCACCCAAGUCACCGUGAUCCCCCGCUACUGCGUGGUGAACCUUCUAAGGGACGAUAAUAUCUGGCUCAAGGAAGCCGGGGCGCCGGAGGCCAGCGCCGUUUGCAUCCCACCUGGCGGACGGCUCCCGUGGCACUGGAUGCUCGGGAAGAACAAGCAGUCCGGCGUAAGGGUUCGAACGGAGGGCACGGCCUGGAGCUACGGCGACGUGGUCAUGAACCGCGUCGGCACUACGGCCCUGCACAUCCCUUUCUUCGGCGAGGAUGAGGAUCUCGACGGACAGUACAGGGGACAAGCCGGCGGGCCCCCGAUGAAGAUGCCGGAGACGUUUGGCGGGUCCAGCAGCGGCGGGACAAGCGGGAGUGGCGGGGGCAAGGGCGGAGGCCCGACGCGACUCGACAAGCUCGACGGAGAGCAGACGGUGGUGCACGUGGACGUGCAGCUCGCCGACAAGACCUUCGUCGACGAGUACGCUGUGCUCGUGGUUUUCUGGAAGGCCAACGAGCGGUUCGCCCCCAUCUACUCCGCCCGCAACGCGAGCCCGGUCGCGGUGCGUCUCCACCAGGCCGGCGCCAACCGCGAGCAGCGGCAGAUCCUGAGUGAGAAGGCCAUGUGGAAGCUCUCUUCGGGACAGAGGCGCCAGGUAGGGUGGGCCUACCCAGCCUCGCCGCGCUCUCUGCUCAUUUCUGCGGGUAGAGGAACUCGCGCCGUCGAGCUGAGCACCGACACCGUAGGCAACUACGCCAAGAUCCCCACCGGCCUAACCAGGGGUGCCUCCGGCUCUGCCGCCGCCACCUCCGGCGGCGCCGCUUCUGGCCGUAGCGCAAGCACUGGUGACACGGGCCCGCCCUUUGUCUGGGCAAGUGUUGUCGUCAAGGGCGCCACCAAGGUCGUUCACAUUUCGCCAAGGCCUCCCCACGGUAGCGGGGCCAGGAAAGGGGGUGGUAGCGGUGAAGGCGACGGGAAGCAGCCGGACCAAAACCUCGAGAAGGAGGCCGCGAACAAGCGCAAGCGCGAGAGCGAGGCCCCGGCGCUGGAGCUUGCCGUCGACAUGCGAGGGUUCGGGUUGAGCCUGAUCGGACCGGUCAACGGUCGCCGCCAAGAGCUGAUUUAUGCGCAGGCGUCCAUCGGCUCUCUCCAGGUAGAUAACUUCCUCUCCGACGGCGUCUACCCGGUCCUCGUGAGCAGCAGGAAGGAAAAGGAAUCUUCCUCUGACGGCGGCAAGUCUUCCUCUGACGGCGGCAAGGCUACCCAAACGCAGCAAGAGACGCCCUUCCUUCAGGUGUCGAUCAUCAAGGAGGUGAACCAGGCCACCAACACGGCCCAUUACGACUACGUCGCCUUCCGGAUGCUUGAGGUGGACAUCAUGGCGGAUCGAGCGACCCUUCUGCACCUGCUGGUAUGGUACAAGCCGGUGCAGGGGUACCUCUUAAUGUGGCGGCAGCAGCUCGACAGCCACGCCUGGGUGGCGAAGCGCACGGCGGAGGUGCUGGAGAGGGGUAUGAACGCCGUCCCCGGCGGUUUCGUGGACGUUGAGGAGGUGGGUGAGGUGGUGGUGGAGAUUUCGGGGGUGCGCGCGGGUACUACCGCAGACAUCUUCGUUGACGACGAUUCGGGGUUGAUGCUGGUUCGCCGCACCGCCCGCAUCAAGCGGAAGUACUUCAAGACCAUGCGGUUCCACCCCAUCAUUCUGCGACUCAGCUACGCGAGGAACCCCGCGUCCAAUGUGGGUUCGCGAUCCAGCCAGGCGCUCAUGGAGGAAGCCGGGAUGGCCAUCAUCAACAAGAUCCCGAGCAUGGUGAAGAGCAACGUGGAUCUGGCGUCAUACCUGGUGGAGGACGCCUUCGGCUCCGUCAGGGACAUCUCCAAGAACGUCGUUUCGCACUACACCGUGGCUGGCAGCAUGCAGGCAAAUUUGUUGUCCACCGUGCUCAGCCUCGUGGGGUCCAUGCGCGCCUUGGGCAGUCCGGCGGACCUGAUCAGCAACGUCGGGGGCGGAGCUAAGGCUCUCGUGUACGCGCCGGCCCAGGGUCUGGUGCAAGGGCCAGGCGAAUUCUUCGAGGGGGUUGGUCGCGGCGCCCAGAGUUUUGUCAAAGGCGUCGGCGGGGCUGUAACUGACACCGUGUCCAAGCUCACCUUCGACGACGAGUACCAACUAAAGCGCGAGAGAGACAAGAACAAGGCUCUGGCCAACCAGGGCGGCGUCGGGCAAGGGCUUGUCCAGGGGGGAAAGAAUAUUGCGGGGGGGUUCACUUCGGGAGUGUCUGGAGUCUUCACGGAUCCCGUGCGUGGCGCAAAGAAGGGCGGCAUGGGUGGAUUUUUCAAGGGCGUGGGGAAGGGCCUGGCUGGUGCCGUGGUGAAGCCCGUCGUGGGAGUGACCGACUCGGUCAUCUCGGUCGCACAGGUCCACCUUCGUCCCCGUCGGGCCUUGACCAAAGACUCGGAAACAGGUCAGCUGGUUCUCAUGGAAUUCUCCAUGGAAGCUGCCGAGGCGCAGGCGCUGGUCGAGAGCGGGGUGGAGGGCAAGGGAAGCAGCAGCCGAGACAAGUACGAGUCUCACACCAGGGUUGGCGACCUCACCAUCAUCUUUGCGAACACCAGGAUGAUCAUGGUCAAGAGGGCCAAGGUGAAAACAGAAAGGGCUCGUAUGAAGGCCAUGAUCUUCAGGUGGGUAUCCAAGAGGUGGGAAGAAGUGGCAUGCGUGGACGUCCAAGACGAGAGGAUCGUCAUCAGGCUUUACGAAGGCGGGGACAUCUCGCUCAAGGCCACCGUGCGCUCCAACAGGGAGGAGCUGUACCGGCAGUUCUACGUGCACCGCAACAAGAUGGGAGACCCGACGGCCGUACGAACCCCCGAGGAAGUCUUCGGCACCGGCAGCGCAGGGGCUUCCGAAAGGGCGGCACCAGUGGCGAUGAGCAUGAGGGCUCACAGCACGGCCGUUCAGGACUCCCUGAACGACUACACAUUCGGAACUGCCAACGACCGGAAGAUCCCGGGACACAAGCUCAGCGAGUCUCAGGUGGGCCAGCCAACUCAUGACUCACCCCACUCGGUCAACGCAAAGAAAGCUAACAGCACAACUUUUUCUUGCAUGUACCAUACAAAGAUGUAG
Molecule: messenger RNA, 9894 nt
Organism: Ectocarpus sp. CCAP 1310/34
Lineage: Eukaryota; Phaeophyceae; Ectocarpales; Ectocarpaceae
Source: the annotation of a GenBank genome assembly